AUGGCUCAGCCUCCAUCUCUCACUCAUAUCAUCUCACUCCACCCACUUGGCACCUCGGCCUGCUUCCGUCGCUUUUCCCAAAAUCACAAAUAUUCCUUGAAAUGUCCUCACUCCAUCCAUCCCCUCAGGAACAUCCACCAUCCCCUUACCAUCCACCGCCUGCUCAAUAACAUCAACAUCGCUUACAAGGGACCACCUCAGCCUGCCUCUUCGCAUCUCGUCGCUCGCUUCAUCGGCCGCACCCAACCACAUACUCUCCUCGGGCUCACCAAUCCUACAUCUUCAAUCCCACUCCAUCUCGUCCUUUCCGACCCAUCGCACGUUCCUUUCGAGUACGCAGCCCUGCACGACAUGAACAUGUCUUUCCCUAGCCAUUCCACACAUCCCCUUGACCCUUCAGUCUUGUACACCGUCUAUCCGGAGUCUCAAUCAUCAAGCUGCCUGCCCCCGGUCACCCCGAUCUCACCCACUCCCCGUCCUCCCCCGAACCCCGUACCCCCGCUGGCAGUAUCUACCUUGUCGUCAACCCACGGACAUCACAUGAGAGACAUCGCCUGGGCCCCUGACGACCAAAGCUCAUUCCACUUUCGCCAACUCGACUGA
Molecule: messenger RNA, 603 nt
Organism: Puccinia triticina
Lineage: Eukaryota; Fungi; Basidiomycota; Pucciniomycetes; Pucciniales; Pucciniaceae
Exons: 2
Coding region: 1-603 (200 amino acids)
Source: RefSeq, a predicted model, not a curated record